CAAAACGAGAGAAUACGAUAGGGAAGGUCAAUAACAAUAAGAUUAUAGGUGUUACGAGCAAUGGAGAAAUAUCAUAAGAAAAAUGAUGGAGGUCGGUUCGAUGCUAUGCACUCAUGAUAUUUUGAUUAAAAACCCUAAUUGGAACGUGUUCGUGAGAUAGGAUCAGCAGGUCUCGGUGUUUCUUCUUCCUCGAUUCCUUCAUUUUUCUCCUUGGUGAAUUAUAGAAGGACAAAAGGGGAGACGGUCAGAGGUACAUUUCUUGAGGGCAGAUGGCUUGGAGGCGACUCCUCACGCAGGUCUCAAGACAGCAUUCAGAGUUGAGGCAAAUUAAGGAGUUCUAUAUUCGACCUCUUCUCCCUCUCCAAAAUUUUCCAGUCAGUGGAGAGAGUAGACUUUUGGGUGUGCAACGAAGGAGCCUGUCAAGUUAUGUUGGCAGUUUAGCUCGGAGAGCACGUGAUGCUGAUGGAGCAAAUGAUGUCACACUGCUUAAAGAGCUUUACCGCCGAAGUGAUCCAGAAGGCGUGAUAAGACUAUUUGAAAGUCAGCCUUCGCUACAUUCCAACCCCUCCGCACUUGCUGAAUAUGUUAAAGCAUUAGUCAAAGUGGAUAGACUGGAUGAAAGUGAAUUACUCAAGACAUUGCAGAGAGGAAUCACAGGAUCUUCUAAUGCACCAAGGGGGGAUGAAAGUAUAGGUGGCCUCUCAGCUUUCAGGAAUGUGGGAAGGUCUACAAAAGAUGGUGUACUUGGAACUGCCAGUGCACCUAUUCAUAUGGUGGCAUCAGAAGGUGGGCAUUUCAAAGACCAGUUGUGGCGUACAUUUCGCACUAUUGCAUUAGCAUUUCUCCUAAUUUCAGGAGUUGGAGCGCUCAUUGAGGAUAGGGGAAUCAGUAAAGGACUUGGACUGAAUGAAGAAGUGCAGCCUAGCAUGGAAUCUAAUACAAAAUUUAAUGAUGUGAAGGGUGUUGAUGAGGCUAAAGCUGAGCUUGAGGAAAUUGUACAUUAUCUUCGUGAUCCUAAGCGUUUCACCCGUCUAGGAGGCAAGCUCCCCAAAGGUGUUUUGCUUGUCGGCCCACCUGGAACAGGUAAGACUAUGUUAGCAAGGGCCAUUGCUGGAGAAGCUGGAGUGCCUUUCUUCUCAUGCAGUGGCAGCGAGUUUGAGGAGAUGUUUGUGGGUGUGGGAGCAAGGAGAGUAAGGGAUCUUUUUGCAGCGGCCAAGAAGCGUUCUCCCUGUAUAAUUUUCAUUGAUGAAAUAGAUGCAAUAGGGGGUAGUCGUAACCCAAAGGACCAACAGUAUAUGAAGAUGACUUUAAAUCAAUUGCUCGUUGAACUGGAUGGUUUCAAACAAAAUGAAGGGAUUAUUGUCAUUGCUGCGACCAACUUCCCAGAAUCAUUGGACAAAGCACUGGUUAGACCUGGGCGGUUUGACCGCCACAUUGUUGUUCCCAAUCCUGAUGUAGAAGGACGGCGGCAGAUCAUGGAAUCCCACAUGUCCAAGGUGCUCAAGGCAGAUGAUGUUGAUCUGAUGAUCAUUGCCAGAGGCACACCUGGGUUUUCAGGUGCAGAUCUUGCAAACUUGGUAAACAUUGCUGCUCUCAAGGCUGCAAUGGAUGGUGCUAAAGCAGUGAGCAUGGAUGAUCUUGAAUAUGCCAAGGAUAAAAUCAUGAUGGGAAGUGAGCGCAAAUCAGCUGUAAUAUCAAAUGAAUCACGGAGGCUGACGGCUUUCCAUGAGGGUGGUCAUGCCCUUGUGGCCAUCCAUACUGAUGGGGCUCUUGCAGUUCACAAGGCAACCAUUGUUCCACGAGGAAUGGCUCUUGGCAUGGUUGCACAAUUGCCUGACAAGGAUGAGACAAGUAUUUCACGCAAGCAGAUGCUUGCUCGGCUGGAUGUAUGCAUGGGUGGGCGUGUUGCAGAAGAGCUCAUAUUUGGAGACAGUGAAGUUACUUCUGGUGCAUCUGAUGAUCUAAAGCAAGCAACAUCUUUGGCAAGAGCAAUGGUGACCAAGUAUGGGAUGAGCCAAGAAGUAGGGCUUGUUUCUCAUGAUUAUGACGACAAUGGGAAGAGUAUGAGCACUGAGACGAGACUUCUCAUUGAGAAGGAAGUUAGAGAGUUCUUGGAUAGGGCAUACAAUAACGCAAAAACCAUUUUGACAACCCAUAAUAAGGAGUUGCAUGCGCUGGCUAAUGCUCUGCUUGAGCAGGAAACCCUUACAGGAAAUCAGAUCAAAGCUUUACUUGCCAAGGUCAACUCCCUGCAGCAGCAGCAAGUUCAACAACAUGUUUCAUCACAAAGCAGUUCACAGUCUGCACCUGUGCCUCCUACACCUGCCGGAGCUGCAUCUGCUUCUGCUGCCGCUGCAGCCGCUGCUGCUGCAGCUGCUGCAACAGCUGCAGCAAAGGCUAAAGGUGUUGCUCCUGUGGGAUCUUAGUCCAAGCAGUGCUGGUAAGAAUCGGAUACCCAGUUACCACCAUAAUGAAUUUAAUGUGCAUAUAUAGUAAUUUAUCCGACAUUUUAUCAUCUUGAAAGGAAGGAGAGAGACCCCAUAGAGGUUGCAGUUGCUUGCGGUCUCUCCAUGUAAUCACUAUUCGUGAAUUUUAAACUGAACACAAGCUGUAGAAAUUACUGACGGUAAGUUUUACCAAUCAAUUUUAGUAGUUGAGAGUAAACUCGGGAACCUAUAAUUUUCAUGCUGGCUUCAUUUCCUCUUGAAGUUAACAUUACUUAGAAAAAGAAUAGUUAUUAAAUGAA
Telopea speciosissima is the source of this 2746-nucleotide messenger RNA. RefSeq names its product ATP-dependent zinc metalloprotease FTSH 4, mitochondrial-like. Gene Ontology annotation, biological process: proteolysis. Gene Ontology annotation, molecular function: metalloendopeptidase activity; ATP hydrolysis activity; ATP binding. The transcript is spliced from 7 exons. The coding region runs from base 270 to 2426 and encodes 718 amino acids. The record is from RefSeq and is a predicted model, not a curated record. NCBI's taxonomy places the organism in Eukaryota, Viridiplantae, Streptophyta, Magnoliopsida, Proteales, Proteaceae. Gene Ontology annotation, cellular component: chloroplast thylakoid; membrane.